Messenger RNA from Plasmodium yoelii, 3165 nucleotides. RefSeq names its product conserved Plasmodium protein, unknown function. The transcript has a single exon. The record is from RefSeq and is a predicted model, not a curated record. The coding region runs from base 1 to 3165 and encodes 1054 amino acids. NCBI's taxonomy places the organism in Eukaryota, Apicomplexa, Aconoidasida, Haemosporida, Plasmodiidae.
AUGAAAAGUGUUGUGCUCAAAAUUGUCAACACUAUAUGCAAAGAAAAGGAUGAAAACAAAUUAAAGCGAUUUUAUAAUUUUAUUCUUAAAAAAAAAAAUAUAAAAUAUUUCAGUUUAAAUCAAGUUGCAUACCCCAUCUCAUCUAUUUGCUUAUUCAUAAAUUUUUUGGAAAAAGAAAAUGCCCAAACCGCCAAUGGCAAACACUCCAAACAUUGCGAAGGUGAAAAUGAUAAAGAUAAAACAGUUUUGAAAAAACAAAAUGUAAAACAGUUUCAAACACAUCUAUGUAAUAAUAAUGAAAAGAAUAAAUAUUUAGCAUACUCUUAUCUAGCUAGUAUAACAGACAAAGAAAAAAAAAUAAAAAAAUUUAUUUAUUUUGGGAAAAAAUACUCAAUUUCUUUUUUCAAUAAUUAUUUAAAAUAUAUCUUAAUUAGAUAUAGAAAUAAAGAAUGUCAAAAAAAUAAAAUUUUGAUCAAAAAAAUAACUAAGCAAUCUAUAAUACAAUCUAUUCAAAUUGAACAUAUCAACAAUCUUCUUCACAUUUUUAAUGCUAUAUCUAUGUUACAAAAUGAAAAACACAAUCAAAUCGGCUCUGCUUUAUUUCGUAUAAUAUUGGGAAGGCUUACUCAAGCCCUCUAUUCCCCCAAUUUAGAAAAAAAUAGCGAAAAAAAUGGAAAAAAUUGUGAAAAAAAUGGAAAAAAUUGUGAAAAAAAUGGAAAAAAUUGUGAAAACGGCAUGGUUGAUAGCCAAACUGUUGCCGAAGCUCUGACAAUAAUGAACAAACAUAUAAACGUCCCAACUCAGUGUGCUACCAACUCUAACUUAUUUCAUUUAUUUUAUUUUAGCUUAAUUAAUUAUGUCAUUAAAACGAAUGUAAUUGUAAUAACUGAUUCGAUAUUUUCUAACACAUCUGGUCAAAGUGCUAACAAAUCAAAAACGAUACAAAUAAAAAUAAGUAGUAAAAAUUGUGAAAAUAGAAAAAAUAGUAAUACAUGUAUACAUACAAACCCUGAAAACGAUAUAAAAAAAUAUUACAGGGAGUGCAUAUUUUUGGAUAUAAACAAUUAUGUUACAAUAAUAAGUUUUCUAAAAAAGUAUGAAUAUAUUUUCCAAAUUUAUAAUUUCAAAAUUGGUUAUACAUCUAAUGAAAUAUCAGGUAUAAAAAUUAAACAAUUAAUUUAUGAACAAUUCAUUCAUAUAUUUCUGUCUGUUUUUAAAUCAGAUUGUAAAAAUCAGAGAGUCAUAAAUAAUAUCAUUAUAAAAAUUGUAAUAAUGUUUCCAGAAUAUUUUUAUACAAAUUUAAAUAUAAAUAAAAUUAGUAAUCAAACUAAUUUAGAGAUAAUGAAACAAACUAAUUUAGAGAUAAUGAAGCAAGCUAAUUUAGAGAUAAUGAAACAAGCUAAUUUAGAGAUAAUGAAACAAGCUAAUUUAGAGAUAAUGAAACAAAUUAAUAUUUUAUCAUAUUCUUUAUUUUUUAGAAAUUAUAAUUUUACUAACUACUUUAACCAAAAUAUAUAUAACCAUAUUUCAUUUUUUAAUAUAUUUAAAAAAUAUAUAAAUUCUGAUCAUAAUUUAGGACUCAAUCAAAUACACAUUAAAACGCAAUUAAAUUUGUAUAACCAUUUUUUUAUUUUUAUAUUCAAAUUUUAUAUCUCUUUCUUAUAUACUAACAAUAUAAUUUAUUUUAUUUCCGCCAUUUCUGACCAAAUAAAAAGGCACCCCAAAGAGAGGAAACAUUCCGAAGAGAGGAAACAUUCCAAAGAGAGGAAACAUUCCAAAGAGAGGAAACAUUCCAAAGAGAGGAAACAUUCCGAAGAGAGGAAACAUUCCGAAGAAGAGAAUGACCACCUAUUCACAAUUAUACACUUAAUUAAUAACGAGAUAAUAAAACGAGUUCAGAUUCAUGGAAUUAAAAAUGCAUUUCCUUCGGUAUGUUACACAAAUUGUACAAAAAAUUUUGACCACUUCGAGCAUUUUGACCACUUUGAAAAUUUUGACCAUUUCGAAAAUUUUGACAGAUUCGAAAAUUUUGAUUGCCUCAAAAAUUUUGAUUGCUUUUCCAACUUGACACAAACGAAUAAAAACCUUCUUCACUUCUUCAAAAUAUACAAAAGACAUUUAUUUAACAUAUGUAAUGGAUAUUCUAAGUUGAAAUUUUAUAGUAAUUCAUUUGUUAAAAUAGUUAAUUAUUUUGUCGAAAAUAAUUUAGAAAAUAUGGACACAAAAGAUAUUACUGCUCUUGUUUAUUAUUAUCAUAAAAUUAAUUAUAAAAAAAAAGAUAUUCUUAAAAAUGUUGUGAAAUAUUUACAAACAAAUAUAUAUCAUUAUAAUAUUUCCCAAAUUCAUACUAUAUUAUAUGGAUUAUACAAAUUAAAUAUUGAUUUAAAUUCAAAGCUAGCUGUACAUAUUUUUAAUUAUUUAUUUAUCUACAUUUUGGCAAUUCAUUAUAUCGACACACACAAUUAUAAUAUCCCCAAAGCAAGCCAUUUUAACACUGACAAUGCUGAUGGUGGAAAUAAGAAAGAUGAUGAUGAUGAUGAUGAUGAUGAUGAUGAUGAUGGUGACGGUAGCAUGCGUACAGAACUAGGGAAAAACGAAACAACCUGUGUGCAAAAUUUUGUGAAAUAUAUAUCUAUUUUUUUAAAUUCAUAUAAUUAUAAUGAUUGUGUUAUUUCCCAACAAAACCAAGAAUUAUUCAAAUUUACAAUUAAAGAUCAGCCCACUAUAUUUAUUUCAAAUUUUGAUAUUUCUAAAAUUAUUUAUUUAUAUAAAGAAAUGGAAGAAAAAAAAAACAAAAAAAUAGACAAUAUACAUAAUAUUUUAAAUAUAUUAAAUUUACUUUCCAAAAAUAAAAUAAAAAAUAAUAUAAUACUUUAUGAUAUAUUCUAUUUAUGUAUUUUACAAAAAAAAAAAUAUAAUAAAUUUGUAAAAAUAAAUGAUUGGGUUAACAUUAUUAUUGGUUAUUCAAAAUUAAUUGGCUAUAACCCAAACUACAUAAAUAAAUAUAUUCAACAUAUUUAUGAAAAUAUUGUCUCAAAUAAAUAUGAAAAAAUAAAUAAAAAGGAUAUUAUUCUUCUUAAAUAUUUGUAUAAUCAUUUAAAAAAAAAUGAAUUACCAAAUUAUAUGUUAAUACAAAAUGUUAUAUCAAAAUAUAAUUCAUAUUGA